Messenger RNA from Prunus dulcis (almond), 1952 nucleotides. Its product is annotated as calcium uptake protein, mitochondrial. The transcript is spliced from 7 exons. Gene Ontology annotation, cellular component: uniplex complex. Gene Ontology annotation, biological process: calcium import into the mitochondrion; mitochondrial calcium ion homeostasis. The record is from RefSeq and is a predicted model, not a curated record. Bases 91 to 1398 code for a protein of 435 amino acids. NCBI's taxonomy places the organism in Eukaryota, Viridiplantae, Streptophyta, Magnoliopsida, Rosales, Rosaceae. Gene Ontology annotation, molecular function: calcium ion binding.
UCCCCAUAUAUCAUCGUACCUUCUCCAACUAACUUUCACAACGUCGUCGUCUCCGUCCACACUUCUGCAACAUUUCGCGCAAUUUUUCCCAUGUCCCGCUUACAAUCCCUAACAAAAUCCACACCGUCCAUCCACCAGCGGUUCUCAAUCCGCCACUUGUCCACCGCACCACAGCCAUCAUCAUCGUCACUCUCGUCUCUGAUCACUGCCUCGAGCUUCGACUCUAACCCUCACCAAAACCCCUCUUAUGGCUCCUUCCUCAAAUGGAUCUCGGGCUUCGCUAUGGGCUCGGGGCUCGGGCUUCUCUACUGGUCUUCUCCCGAUUCGGUCUUGACUUUCGCCGAUUGGUCAACGGUGGUCCCGGGAGAAACUUUGGAGGAUCAGCCUUCGAGUUCCUUGCUUCAGAAACUCUCUUUGCCCGAAAUUACCGCUAGGUUUCUCUUCGGAGAUGCUUAUAGAAGAAAGAUCUUCUUCAACUAUGAGAAACGCAUUAGGUUGCGAAGUCCGCCUGAGAAGGUUUUUGAGUAUUUUGCAUCCUCUAGUACGCCAGAGGGAGAGUUACUUAUGAGGCCAGAAGAUCUUAUGAGGGCAGUAGUUCCGGUUUUCCCUCCAUCUGAGUCCCACCUUGUUAGAGAUGGAUAUUUGAGAGGGGAAAGAAAUCCUGGAGACUUGCGCUGUUCUCCUUCUGAAUUUUUCAUGCUUUUUGAUGUAAACAAUGAUGGGCAUAUUUCUUUUAAAGAAUAUAUUUUCUUUGUGACACUACUAAGCAUCCCAGAAUCAAGUUUUUAUGUCGCCUUUAAAAUGUUUGACACAGACGAUAGUGGAGAAAUCGAUAAGGAAGAGUUCAAGAAAGUGAUGGCUUUGAUGCGAGCCUGCAAUAGACAGGGUGCUAACCACAGGCAUGGACUUCGAACUGGGCUAAAAGUCAACGGUUCUGUAGAAAAUGGAGGGCUUGUCGAGUACUUUUUUGGUAAAGAUGGGAAGGAUUGCCUCCAACUUGAUAAAUUUGUCAAAUUUUUGAGAGAUUUACAAGAUGAAAUGGUAAGGUUGGAGUUUGCUCACUAUGACUAUAAAUUACGAGGAACCAUAUUGGCAAAGGACUUUGCCUUGUCCAUGGUUGCUUCUGCCGACAUGACUCAUUUAAGCAAUUUGCUCAAUCGGGUUGAUGAAUUGAACAAUAAACCACAUCUUAAAGACGUGCGCAUCACAUUUGAGGAAUUCAAAAGUUUUGCUGAGCUUCGUAAAAAAUUGCAGCCAUUAUCUUUGGCCCUUUUCAGCUAUGGAAAAGCAAAUGGCAUGUUAACACGAGAGGAUUUCCAGCGAGCUGCUUCUCAUGUUACCAGAACUUUUUGGAAGUUUACAGAGCAUUUUGGAACUGUUGCCUUAAGUUGUCACUGAUAAGUCUUCUUUUCUAAUUUGACAUAUGGUUCUGAUUAUCUUCCAUAGGCAACAGAUUUCCAUAUCUAAAUUAUUUAUUGUGAUUGUGUUGAUUGAAUAUCAGGUUUGUGGCGUGUCUCUUACUGACAAUGUGGUCGAAAUCAUCUUCCAUGUGUUUGAUUUGAACCGAGAUGGAAAUUUAAGCUUAGCCGAGUUUGUUAGAGUUUUACACCAACGGGGAAGGGACAUUGCUCAACACGUGGAUACAGGAAUCAUGGUUCUCGACUAAUUAGAUUUGGCUGCAUGGACCCUACGGAUAACGUUAGGUUGAUACUGGUUUGAUAGCUCAAGGGGGUGAAUCCUCUUGUAAAUUCGUAAAAUGUAACCUGUAAGUAGCUAGACAAGUUAUAGCUCUAACAGUGACAUUCAGCUGUUGUGAUGUGCUCCUCCUCUUGCCCCUAUAUCUAAUGUAAAACGUAAAAGUUCCAUUUUGUGUGUGUUUCGCAUGUUUUUCGAGCAACCCUUUGUUAUGUAUGUAGCUUGCUGGUCAAUAAAAGAAACUGAAAAGUUGUCAA